Molecule: messenger RNA, 2553 nt
Organism: Adineta steineri
Lineage: Eukaryota; Metazoa; Rotifera; Eurotatoria; Adinetida; Adinetidae
Source: the annotation of a GenBank genome assembly
AUGAGCAAGCCAAAAAGUGGAGCGAGGACACCAUCGCAUAGUGCAAAAGGAUCAGCAUCUUCACGUGGUGGUGAAUCAAUUGACGAUGGAGUUGGAUCAUCGAAUACUUAUGAUAAUAAUGGAUAUUUACCUAUACAUCGAGCAGUUUUCAAUGGUUAUGAAGUAACAUUAAAGAAUAUUUUAGAUGAUGCACUAAAACGAAAUGAACUUAAUCAACAACUUGAAGCUAAAACGGAAAAAACAGAACUUACUCCACUACUUUUAGCUACGGCAGUUGGACGAAUACAAAUUAUCUCAUUUUUACUUAAAUAUCCAGUUAAUAUAAAUGCAGUUGAUGUCAAUCAACAAGGUAUUGUUGCUAUUGCUGCUCUGUCACAAAAUGAACGUACACUUCGUUAUAUUAUUGAAUUACCCGUUGCAGAUAAUUCAUUAAAUGUUUGGAAACCAUUAUUUAAAUUAUUUACUUCAUUAGGUGAUGAUGAAAGUAGUAUUGGUGGUCGUGCACUUGAAUUACUAACUCGUCCAAAAGCCGAUACGAAUCAAGGAAGUAUAUAUUGGCAACCAAUAAUUGUCAAUGGUCUUAUUCCAGCAUUAGUCGAUAUACUUACUGAAUCAAAAAAUGAUGAUGUACUUACAAGUGCAUAUCUUAUAUUAUUACAUGCUGUUAAUGAACAACCACGUAUUCAUAAUGAUUUAAUAUCAAAUAAAAAAGUCUUUAGUUCAAUGUUAAGACAUACACGUUCAACAAAUAAAGAAAUUGUUACAUUAAUAGGACGUUUAUUUGCAUCAUUAACUAAACAAAGAUCUUUAGGUCAAACAAUGGUUGAACAAAGUAUUUUUGAACCAUUAAUGACACUGAUUGAUAAAGAACGUUCACCAGAAGUAAUCAGUUCAUAUUUUGAUUGUUUAGCAAAUAUUGUUUCGUAUUCAUCUGUAUAUCAAAUACAAAUAGCGAAUUAUCCAUUCUUUCUUCAAUUACUUAUUGAUCAUUAUUUACAAGAAUUCGAUUUAGAUUUAUCAUUAUCGGUUAUGAAUUUUGUUCGUCAAUUAGUACUUAAUAAUCAAGAUAUACAAAAUUUACUUGCAGAAAAUGGUGCAUGUGAACAUAUACUUGGUGCAUUAACAGCAUCAUCAAAAGAUUUACAACAAAUAGCUAUUGAAACUAUUCGAGCAUUCGGUGAUAAUAAUCCUCAAGUACAAUAUAUAAUGAUAAGUGAAAAUGCUCUUGAACAAUUAUUAAAUUUAUUAGAUAAAACAACCGUAGCUAGUUUACAAAUAGCUAUUGUUUGUACAUUAUGGACAUUAUGUGGUGAUAGUGCAUCACGUAAACGUGAUGUUGCAACACGUAUUGGUGUUAAAAAAUUAAUUAGUCUUUAUAAUAUUAAAUCUGAAGAACAUUUAUAUGCAUUAACGGAUAUUAUUGGAGAAUUAACGAAACGAACAGCAAGUGUAAAAACAAAUAUAGCAGAAGAAAUCAAUCGUGCUGUGGGAUUACCACCAAUUAUACGAUUAUUAACAUUAAAUAAUGAACAACUUGUUUUAAGUGCUUUAAAAACUCUUCAAUUACUUGCAUGUGCACCUGGUUAUAUUCCAAAUCAAUUGAAUCAAGAAGCAAUUGUUAAAUUUGAUGGUAUACCAUUUAUUGUAGCUUUAAUGAUGCAUGUUAAGAAUGAACUUAUUCAAGUUGAAGCUGCACAAACAUUAGCAUGUAUUGCAUUAGGAAAUACUCAAUGUUUAACACUUAUUGAGACGACAUUAGAUUUUUCCUAUACAUGUUUACUUAAAUUAAUUCAAUCAAAAAAUUCAACUGUACAAUUAAAAGCAUCAAAUGCAUUGGCAACAUUUAUUUAUAAUAAUCAACGCUUAGAAAUGUUUCUUGCGAGAGAAUGUCAAUUUUCAUUUGCUUAUUUUGAAAAAUUUCUUGAAAAUAAUAAUGAUCAUAUAAGAUGUGCAGCAGCCUUUCAAAUUGUUGCAUUAGCUGAUUUCAUUCAUGAACAAUCCCAAGCUAUGAGUGCAGCUAUUGGAUGUGGAAUUCUUAUGGAUAUUCUUCGAUUAUCUCGAACUGAUGAAGCAAAAUCAGAUGCUGCUGAAUGUAUAGCUCGACUUGCACAUAUGAAACCAAGUAUACCACAUGCAUUAAUUGCAGCUAAUGCAAUCGAUUAUUUAUGUGAUUUAUUUUCGUCGACUAAUGAUACAACAAUUGGUAUUGCAUCUAUAGCACUUGGAUAUUUAUCUUAUGUCCCCGAAGGACAAAGAAAAUUGUUACAUAGAUGUCGUGGUGAAUUGGAUAUAAUGGCUUUUCUUAAAGUAUAUAAUUGUUUACCUGGUACAACACCGCGUAUGUCAAAACAUUUACUUGAAGCUUGGGAUCGAUAUAAUUCACUCAAACUACCAAAAUUACGACCACGCGGAUCAAAUGUUCGGUAUUUUAAAGUUCUUGCAAAUAGUAUCGAACGAUUACGAGCACCACCACAACCAAAUAUCGAAAAAGAAUCAAUUUCAUCAAAUCCAGUCAAAUUUUAUUUACCACCUAUUCGUCAAAAAGUUAACUAG